AACAUUUAUUGUUAGUUUGAGUAUUUGUAUAGAAAAUUAACCAACCCAAUGUGACUUACUUACUUACUUACCAGAAAAUUAUAUAUUACCAGAAAUUUUUUGUAGGAAUACGAAUCCAAUAGUGAUUAAUUUAAAACUUAGCAAAGAUUAAAUUAAUCAGGGUCUAUUUUUAAAAAUGACUCUUAGGAUUAUUUUAAUAAUGCAUACAACUAUUCGAUACUGGGUACCGGUACAGAUGGAGACGACGGAAACUAAUGCUACGCUAGAAGAUCUGUUCCCGGGCGCGGUGUACGAGAUAGGCGUAGCUGCCGUCAGCCACGGACUCAGCAGCGAAUGGCAUACGCUAUACAAACCCGUCCGUCCGUUGCCGCCCAAAUGGUUACGUGUGGAGCGGGCAUCAUCUAAUUCCCUACGUGCACGGUGGGAAGGGCCCGGCAAAGGGGCCCUGGGGUCCUUCCAGCUGCAGUACCGUGCUGACUCCACGCCACAUCCACAGUCGGCGUGGGUUUCUUUGCCACCGCUGCCAGCGAGCUCUACAUCUGAGGAGCUGCCUAAUCUGUCUCCGGGCGAGCGGUACCAGGUGCGGCUGGACACGGCCAGCGAGCCGGCCACCGGCGACGCGGUCACUAGCGGUCACCCGCUCGACGUGUACCAUGUCGUGCGCCCGAGUCCUGUAUCUAACGUGGGCCAGCUGGUGGACACUCGCAACAUGACACUAGAAUGGCCUCGACCCGCGGGUCGCGUGGAGUUCUACUCGCUAAGAUGGUGGCGCGCGGACGGAUCGGAGGGAGCGGGGGCCCAGGGGGCGCGCAACGUCACCGCGGAGGGGGGCGGUCGACUCGCCCGAGCUUUACUCUCUGGCCUCUCACCCGGCGCCCCCUACACGGUCACUAUUGCCGCCCACUCGUAUGAUCUCGUCAGCGAUUUGUUCACUAUGGACACGAGAACGCGACCGUUGAUCCAGUCUGAAAUGACUAUAGUGACAGAAUCUGGCACCGAUGAAGCCGACAAUGAUACCGAGAGCGACACCUCGCCCGCCUCACUGAAAGUGCUGUACACUCGCACACCGGAGUCAGCAAGCACAUUCGAUUCCUAUAGGUUCCGGCUGGAGGGCGAAGGCGAGGGGGCAGAAGGGGCACGUGUAGUGGACCGGCCAGCUUCCGCCGCCCCCCAGCAGGUCCUAUUCACGAGACUAGUGCCUGGACGACUUUACAACGUCACCAUGUGGACGGUGUCACGCAACGUGACGUCACACCCGGUGGCCCGUCAAGCGCGCCUGUUCCCGCGGCCGGUGCCGUGGCUGAACGCGACGUGGGUGGGGGCGCGCGGAGUGGGGCUCGGGUGGGGGGCGCCCGCCGGCGACGCAACCGAUUACGAGCUGCAGUACCUCGCCGACGCUCACACUCUGCGGACUAAUCAUACAUCCGCGCGUGCCUUCAACGUCACAGGACUGAGGCCACACACCAAUUAUACCUUCACAGUCGUUGUCCGCGCCGGUACCCGUGACACUCUGCUGGCACUGUCGCGGGCGCACUCUGCCGAGGUGACGACCCUGGAGGCGGCCCCGGAAGCGCCAGCUGAUUUCCGCGUAAUAGACGCAACGCCCAAUUCGCUCACGUUCGCCUGGGAGAUGCCUAUGGAGUCGCGUCACGGAGAGCUGAGAAAGUUCGUGCUCACGUACGCGCCCACCGACUCGUCGGGGCCCGGCGAUAGGCUAGAGCUGGGGCCCGCCGCCCGAACCGCCACCGCAGCCGGGCUCGCCGCAGGCGCCUCCUAUCGCGCCCAACUCAUAGCCGAGACCGGCGCGGGCGCGGGCCCCCCGGCGACUUUGACGCAGAGCGCCCCUAUAGCUGCGCCCCCACCGCCCCCGCCUGCCGCCACGCCGCGCGCGCUCCGGCAGACGCCGACGACGGUCGCGGUGCGGUUCCGGUCGGACGCGUUCUCACACGCAAACGGCAACGUGACCGCCUACACGCUCGUGCUGGCCGAGGAACCUCGCGCCGAUACACCCCCGCGGCUGCCCUCCUGGCGAGACGUGCAUCGUCUGCCCGUGUGGCCUCCAUACCAGGUGCGUCCUUCCCUCUCUCUGAUACGACCGUAAUGAUGAAGCAUCUUUUAACGAUAUUUGACGACCGCUCGAGGCUCACUCUUCUUUUUUUGUUCUGCCAUUUGGCGGCAUAUGAAGCGAAAAGUUAAUCGACUGACAUACGAGUGUGCGACGGGACAGGUAACGGAGCCGUACUACCCAUUCCAUUCGUCGGCGGUGGAGGAGUUCACGAUCGGGUCGGAGCGGUGCGAGGGGGGCGGCCGUAGCUAUUGCAACGGUCCGCUGAAGCCGGCAACCACGUACUACGUGAAACUGCGUGCGUUUACAGCUCCGGACAAGUUCACGGACACAGCGUACGCCGUCAUACACACCGGUAAACGUCGCCCUGCGAUGGCCACGCUGGAAUCGAUAAUUCACGAUGGGAAUCAGUAUCGCUAUCAUUGUAUCUCGCGUCUCAAAGAAAUAAAAAGCUUUAUCGGCUCACAAUAGGGUCUUGGGCUAAAGUAGC
Molecule: messenger RNA, 2555 nt
Organism: Diatraea saccharalis (sugarcane borer)
Lineage: Eukaryota; Metazoa; Arthropoda; Insecta; Lepidoptera; Crambidae
Source: the annotation of a GenBank genome assembly